AUGGAUCCGAACCCGCCCGUCUUCUUGCCCAAUCUCGUAGCGAGUAGUCCCGUCGCCGCCAGCAGCAGCAGCUGCUACGCAUCACCACCGCCCUCGCCGCAGCCGCGCCCUCACAGCAAGUCCAUCGUUCAGACGAGCUCACUCUUGCUGCUGCCCGCCGAGAUCAGGACCCUCAUACUCGCGGCGGCCUUUGGCCACCGCACCAUCCACGUCGACCUCGACCUUGUCGCCGCGACACCACCGACCCCGUCACGGCUCAGCGGGCCGCCGGACGGCGCUUCCACUACCGCCAUACAGCGCCGCGACCUCAUCCCCCUGUCCAGCGAUGACAUCCGAUGGAAGCCCACCGCCCACCUCUGCCACCGCUCGUGCUUUGACGGCGCGCGCCGCCGCCGGUCCCGCCACCCCGCGCUGCCCGCGCCGCUCUUCGUCGUCGACCGCGACCGCUGCUUCAUCAGCGGCGAUCGUUGUACGUUCCCCGAACACGGCCUCGCGUCGUGCUGCAUUGGCGCCAUGGGGUGGCUGCUCGCCUGCCGCCAGGCGCACGCCGAGGGCGUCGCGGUGCUCUAUCGCCUCAACAACUUUCGUCUCAACGAGUCCUUUGCCCUCGAAAACACCCCCCGCAUCCUGCCCCCCGCCUACAUCCCGGCCAUCACGCAGCUCUCCCUCUCUCUCACCAUGGGCCGCACCCGCGUCGCCUCGGACCGCAUCGCCUACCCGCGCCCGCGCGACGCCGUCGAGCACCUGCCCGCCUUGCUCGCCCGGCUACCCGACACCUUUCCCGGGCUCCGCCGCCUGCACCUGGUGUUGGCUGGCGAGGUCUGGCCCGAGACGCAGCUGUCCGCGUACUGCGCGCCAUCGCCCGUGCUGCACGCCAACGUCGAGGCUUUGUUGGUGCGGUUUGAGGGCCUGGUGCGCCGCUGGCCCGCGCUGCGCCUCUGCGAGGUGGCCUUUGACAGCAGCGUCUACUUUCCCUGGCUGCAGAUCGACAAGGGGCUCGAAAUUGACUUUAAAAACUAUGCCGACUUUGAGCAGUGCCCGUAUACCGUCUGGCGGUCGCUGCCGACCGAGGACGCGCACGGGGUGGAGAGCGGCACGGCGGGCCGGCGCCGGCUGUCCGGCUUCUGGGUCUGUCUGGAUGCCUGGGACGCCAUUCCGUGGUCUGUUAUGACGGACCUAUACGGAAAGGGGCCAUGGUGA
This is a messenger RNA of Beauveria bassiana ARSEF 2860, 1200 nucleotides long. RefSeq lists its product as uncharacterized. The transcript has a single exon. The record is from RefSeq and is a predicted model, not a curated record. Bases 1 to 1200 code for a protein of 399 amino acids. NCBI's taxonomy places the organism in Eukaryota, Fungi, Ascomycota, Sordariomycetes, Hypocreales, Cordycipitaceae.